AUGGGUAACUCUAGAUAUCACAGGCGGUUCGAGGUGCUCGUGCCACUCGUCACGCUCUGGUUGGUCAUCUGCGCGCUUCCGUCCGCGCGUAGCGACGACGACGACGACGAGGGUGGUAACGCCGUAACCGGCGCAUGCGAGGUGUCGUCGCUCGCCGGCUACAAAUACGCCGUCGACCUCAGCGGCAACGGUCUCUACCUGCACUGGGCUCCUAAAGGCACCACCGAAAUGGACUUCGCGAUCGAGGCGCGUCCCGGCAGCGGCGCGGAGUCCACGUGGGUAUCCGUUGGGUGGUCGUCCGGGCGGAUGGCUCCCGCCGACGCGGUAAUGGGGAACCUUGCCGGAAACAAGGUCGCGGCGUACUCGAUACAAGGCUACGACAUGGGGUCCGUCGCGCCGACGACGGGGUUCUCGUUGGCGUCGACGGCGGUCGUGACCAGCAAUGGCGGCAGCACGGUCUCCAAGUUCACGCGCACGAUCGGCGACGGGGAUUUCCCCGUGGCUCCCGACGCGAACACGCUCAUCUGGGCGUUCUCCGGCAGCGGCUCGCAGGGGCUGGAUUACCACGGCGGGAACUUCGGCAUCGUGAACAUCGACUUCACCUGCGCUAGCGGCGCCGCGCCCGCGACGGGUGCACCAGACUCCAUCAGCGGCGGCAGCGGUGGCAGCAGCUCCGGUUCCAGCAGCGGCGGAGGCGGCGGCGGCGGCGCUUCGUGCCCGGCUUCCUCGCUGGCGGGAUUCGACUAUCAGGCGGAACUCACCCCAGGUCUUCUCCUCCAUUGGAAGCAAGCGUCCGCCACGGCGCUCGACAUGGCGCUCGAAGCCACCGCAUCCGGCGGCGCCGCGGGCUCGUGGGUCUCCGUCGCGUGGACGGGCGACGGCCGCAUGGUCCCGUCAGACGCGGUCAUCGGGAAUAUGCCGGGCGGCGCGGCCGGCGCGUACGCGAUCUCGGGAUACGACGUGUCAUCUGUCGCGAAGACGACGACGUUUUCCGUCGGCGCGGCGGCGACGGAGACGGCGAGCGGCGGAAGCUCGGUCGUGAAGUUUACGCGAACGGAGGGGGAGGGUUCGAUCCCAAUGUCGCUGUCCGCGCCGAACGCGCUGAUCUGGGCGUAUUCCGGGAGCGGAUCGCAGUCGUUGGAUUACCACGGCAGUAACUUCGGUUCAAAGACUGUGAGCUUCAACUGUGGUGGCAGCAGCACUCCCACCACUCCCACCACUCCCUCCACUCCUCCCACUACCGCCACUCCUUCGCCCGCAGUCCCCGCGCCCUCUCCCCCCGCCACCACCCCCGCUCCGCCCACCACCUCCCCCUCCGCACCUGGCGCCAGUGGCAGCAACAGCAGCGGCCCUGCAUGCACGCCGUCUGCUCUGGAUGGCUACACGUGUUCCGAGAAACUCAGCGGAAAUGAUUUCGUCCUGCACUGGAAGACCAACGCUGACUCGAUUGACAUGGCCUGCGAGGUGGCAACCGCCGGGUGGGUCUCCAUCGGGUGGAGCGCAGACGGCAGCAUGUACCCCUCAGACGCCAUCAUUGGCAACCUCGCCUCCUCCACCACAAAGCGCGCCGCCAGCACUUCGAGCAGCGCUACAGGCGGCGGUGCUACAGUCGCCGCCUACAGCAUUGCCGGCUACGGCGAGUCUGACGUGGCCCCCGCGGCGGCGUCGGCCCUCCCGCUGACCGCUACAGCCGUGGAGACCUCGUCCAAUGGGAAGACGGUGAUUAAAUUCUCGCGGGUUCUCAAGGGUGGGAAAUUCCCGAUUGACACGAGCGUGGCGACGAAUCUUAUCUGGGCGUUUUCCGCUGAUGGGUCGAAGAAACUGGCCAAUCACGGGAUCAACCGCGGUUCUGCGCUUGAUGGGAGCAAAUACGUUCUGCACUGGAACGCCACCGGGGAUAACAUCGCCUUCGCCUGCGAGGUGGCAACCGCCGGGUGGGUCUCCCUGGGGUGGAGCGCAGACGGCAAGAUGUACCCCUCUGAAGCCGUCAUCGGCAACCUCCCCUCCUCCACCACCACCGCUGCAACAACAUCGGGCAGCGCAGCGGGCGGCGCUACAGUCGCGACCUACAGCAUUGCCGGCUACAGCGAGACUGACGUCACCCCGGUGGCGGCGUCAGGCAUCGCGCUGGCCGCUACAGCCGUGGAUUCCUCGGCCAAUGGGAAGACGGUGGUGAAAUUCACGCGCGCGAUGGCCAAGGGGAAAUUCCCGAUCAGUGCGACUGGACCGACCAAGGUCAUCUGGGCUUACUCGGCUGAUGACUCCCAAGCUCUGGCGAAUCACGACCUUAACCGCGGUUCUGCCACCAUCAACUUUGUCUCAGGCGCCACGGAUUCAGGCUCGGGAUCAGGCUCGGGAUCAGGCUCGACCUCAGGCACGGGUUCAACCGGGGCAGUCGGCGCAGGCCAGGAUAGUUCCAAGGCCAGCAACAGCACCGCUAGCAGCAGCGGCGGCGGCGGCAGCAGCUGCACGCCUUCCACUAUUGCUGGUUACACGUGCUCGGCUCAGCUCAGUGGCGACAAGUACAUUCUCCACUGGAAGGCCAACACAUCAACCAUCAGUUUCGCUGCUGAGGUGUCGACCUCUGGUUGGGUCUCCCUCGGGUGGAACAGCAACGGCAAAAUGCAGCCGGCCGACGCAGCCAUUGGCAACCAGCCAGCUGGCAGCAACAGCGCAGCAGUCGCUCCGUACAGCAUCACGGGAUACGGCGCGUCUGACAUCUCUGCCACGUCAGCAUUCGCCCUGUCAACCACGGUAGUGGAGUCAUCGGCCAAUGGGAAGACGGUUGUGAAGUUCACCCGGCCGAUGGCGGGAGGAUCAUAUCCGAUCAACACGAACGGGCCUACAACGGUCAUCUGGGCUUACUCUGCUGAUGGCUCUCAGACUCUCGCCAACCAUGGUCCCAACUGCGGAUCAGCUCAAAUUGACUUCAUCUCCGGAUCAGCCGUCUCUACCUCCUCGUCCUCAUCAUCAACAGCCUUUAUCAUCCACGGGUGGCUGCUUGGAAUCGCGUUCGGAAUCCUCAUGCCCGCGGCUAUUCUCAUCUCGCGAAUCUUCCUCGCCGAUAAGCUCCAGGAGAAGCCUCCCGGCGUGGACCCUAUCCAGUGGGAGGCGCAGGUUGCACGCGCGAAAUCCUGGAAGCCUAUGGCGUUCGAAACGCACAAGUGGAUGCAGAUUGUCGCGGUUGUGCUGGCUGUCGCAGGGUGCAUUAUCGGAAUGGUCGAAUCCGGCUCGGUGGGUCUGCAAGGCACUCACGGCCAGCUCGGAAUUGCUAUCUUCGUGAUGAUUUUCAUCCAGCCUGUGAUUGGCCACUUCCGGCCGAACAAGGGUACUGUGAAUCGGCCGACAUGGUUCAUUAUCCACUGGGUGUUCGGCAUGGUUAUUGUCGGACUCGCUUGGGUGAACACUUUCCUUGGGUUCGACGCUAUGGCGAGUAAAUUCGCCUCCGACAUGCAGGUGUACUUCAUCAUCUUCGCGAUUGCGAUCGGGCUAUUUGCGGCGAUAUACGUGGUGAUCUUCGUGGUCGAUCAGGUGGCGUUCAUUAUUGCAAGAAUGAGACCUACAGCGGAUGAAGGACAGGAGAAGCUAUCGUUCCAUGUGUAA
Molecule: messenger RNA, 3603 nt
Organism: Closterium sp. Naga37s-1
Lineage: Eukaryota; Viridiplantae; Streptophyta; Zygnematophyceae; Desmidiales; Closteriaceae
Source: the annotation of a GenBank genome assembly